UGAAUUACUUAAAUAAAUGAAAAAAAAUAUAUUUUUUAAUAUUAUAAAUAAAUUCUUGUGUGUAAAAUAAAACUUCUAAUUUAUGAAUGAAACUUAAUAAUAAAUAUCUUGAAGUCAAAUAAAUGUGAUUGGACCACACAACAUUCUAUGGAAAAGGAACCUAAACAGUUUAUUAAUUUUAUGAGUGUCUUAUUUGGCAACAAGGAUGGCCGCUAGCAAUACCCACUGGAGAACUUAUACUUCAUUUGGGGGCCCUUAAUGAGACCCAACUAAAACCAGGAGAUAUAUAUUUGUGUGUAAAAAAAGAUAAUUUUGGCGUACCACAAUUUCAUGCAGUUUGGCGUUCGGCAUAUGGUAAAGCAACUGUACAAAGUCGUUGCAUAGAUUAUAGCGAUCCAAAGGCAUAUCUAAGUGUUCCUUCUUUGGAAAUGUUGACCGACGAACUACCGCAACUUUUGCAAAAUUUGCUUGUGGGCGUAGAACGUUCCAUUGGGCGUAUAUCAUUAAAUGAACUUCAAACAUAUAGUGUUGGCGAUCAGCAACAACAACAACAGCAGCAGUUUGUGUCUGCGGUUGAUGACACCACCAACAACAACUGCAAUUUUACUAGCAACAAUGGUGUUGCACGUGUCAAUAUAACAAAUUCACCAAAAUGCGCUCUGAAGCGCAGCGAAUUAAUAACCAAAAAUAAAUUACUAAGCAACAAAUACAUGUUGCGGCGUUUAACGAAUCGUCAGGAUAGCAUGAAUUCCACCUCAUCUGGCAAUAGUUGCAACAGCAACAGUAGCAUUUCGAGUGAUGAACUAUUGUACAGUCAUAACAGCAACAAAAACAACAACAACAAUAAUAGUAACAGCAACAACAAUGAUGCCACAUUAAGAAAUAACAAUGAGGCAAAUAAAUCGAACUCUAUAUCACCUGCGCUACCACUCUUUUGUUUGGGAAACUCUUUUCCACACAUCGACAGUGAUGAAGAGAAUCCAGACGACAAACGAAAUUCACUGGAAUGUGACCAAAUAGAAAAUGAAAUCAUACCACCAAGUUCAAUUACGGAAUUACCUGAGAAGCUGUUAGCAUCUGGAAUAUAUUUACCAGGUACACGUGAUCUGCAUGGUCAUCCUUUAGUGACUGUGGAUGCAGAAGUUGUCAUUGCCGCUGGUUUAAAUUGCUAUGAAGUAGCCACCGUACUUCUGUACUAUAGUACAAUACCAGAAAGAUAA
Messenger RNA from Teleopsis dalmanni, 1220 nucleotides. RefSeq lists its product as uncharacterized. Bases 429 to 1220 code for a protein of 263 amino acids. Lineage: Eukaryota; Metazoa; Arthropoda; Insecta; Diptera; Diopsidae. The transcript is spliced from 6 exons. The record is from RefSeq and is a predicted model, not a curated record.